Messenger RNA from Pundamilia nyererei, 3611 nucleotides. Its product is annotated as glypican-1-like. Gene Ontology annotation, cellular component: extracellular region; plasma membrane; cell surface. Lineage: Eukaryota; Metazoa; Chordata; Actinopteri; Cichliformes; Cichlidae. The record is from RefSeq and is a predicted model, not a curated record. Bases 663 to 2291 code for a protein of 542 amino acids. The transcript is spliced from 10 exons. Gene Ontology annotation, biological process: negative regulation of fibroblast growth factor receptor signaling pathway; regulation of protein localization to membrane; cell migration. Gene Ontology annotation, molecular function: fibroblast growth factor binding.
ACUGCUGCACACUCCCGUCCCACCAACACACAUUUCAUUGUCCCAAAGCUUGGAAAAGGGACCGGGCAUGUCUCCUCUUGUCUAAAGCCGCAUUCAGAGCAACAUUUUUGAUUUUUGAUUUUGAUCUUUGUUGCACUUUUUCCAUAAUGAUGAAGCUGCACAGUCAGACCGCGGAGCUUCACGGGCUUUGACACCUGCCCUCCUCGCUCGCUCACUCUGUCGCACCCCCCUCCUCUAUCUCUCUCUCUUUUGUCUCUCGCAUCUCUGCAGCUCACAACCAGCAGCACCGAGCAGAGGGAGGAGGUGGAGGAGGAGCAGCACGGUGUAUCUGACACCUACAGUCCCGCGCGUCGCAGCCCCUCGUCUCUCGCACAAACAUCCCGGACUGGCUGCCACGGGCGCCUCCUCCUCUCCCGUGGCUGUGUGUGUGUGAGAGUGAGUGAGUGUGUAUGUGUGUGUUUUAGUUAAGAGGAGUGGAGUUUGAACGGGACACGUUGCUUUUGUUUGUUCGCAGACCCCCCGCCUCCCCCCAAACUCUGAAGAAUAAUAACCAACAUAAUAUUAAAAAAGAGAAAAGGCAACUAAACACUGUGGAUAAGAGUCUAAUCCAAAAACUGUCGGGGAUUUUCUGCGUGUGAGGAAAAAGGACUACACCUCCAAAGAUGCGUCUGCCGGUGCUUCUCUGUGUGCUGGUGAGUCUGUGUGCCGCACCGGGCCCGGUGGCCGGGGCGGAUAGAAGCUGCUCCGACCUGCGGCAGUUCUACACCGGGAAAGGGUUCACUUCGGAAAGGGUUCCUCAGACUGAGAUCUCCGGUGAACAUCUGAGGAUGUGUCCUCAGGGCCCGACUUGCUGUACCAGCACAAUGGAGGAGGACCUGGCCGGUUUGAGCACCAAAGAAACAGAGGGACUGAUCAGAGAGGCCGGCAGGUCGCUGCAGGCUGUCUUCAAUGGUCUCCACAGGAGCUUUGACAUGUAUUUCACUGAGCUGCACGGUCGCUCCGAGCGCUCCCUGCAGGAGGUGCUGUCUCCUCUCGGCCCGCUGUACUCCCAGAACAGCCGUCUGUACGCGGAUCUCUACACAGACCUGCGUCAGUACUAUCGGGGCUCUGCUCUCAACCUGGACGAGAACCUGUCCGAGUUCUGGUCCCGCCUUUUGGAGCGCACAUUCAAAGCCUCUGCACCCACAGAUGUCAGCUUAUCAGAGGACUACCUUGAGUGUGUUGCUAAGCAACAGGAGACGCUGCGGCCGUUUGGAGACGUCCCUCGAGACAUGAAGGCGAAGGUGAUCCGGGCGUUUGUCACAGCCAGGUCGUUUGUCCAGGGGCUGUUAGUCAGCGCAGAUGUGGUCAGGAAGGUCUCACAGGUUUCUCUGAGUCCAGAGUGUGAGAGAGCCUUGAUGAAGCUGCUAUACUGCCCCCAUUGUCGUGGCGUGGCCUCUGCUAAACCGUGCUCCAGCUACUGCGCAAAUGUCAUGAAGGGCUGCCUGGCCAAUCAGGCUGACCUGAACCCUGAGUGGCAGAACCUUAUAGACACGAUGAUCCAGGUGGCGUCUAGCUUCAGCACAGAGCCCAGCCUCGACGUGGUUCUUUCUUCCAUCCCAGUUCGAAUCUACGAGGCGGUGCACUACCUGCAGGAAAACAUGGAUGCUUUUACAGCUAAGGUGUAUCAGACGUGUGGAAUGCCAGGAGAGCCAGGAACAGGAAGUCCCACCCCUCAUGAACAGAAGAAGAAGAGUGGCUCCUUGACUGCGUCUGAGUACAAACCCUCCCCGACUGCUGGACUCAGACUUGAAAUGCAGGUAUCGGAUCUAUCCAGUAAGCUGAGGGAGAUGCGUCAGUACUGGAUUCAGCUUUCUUUGGCACUAUGUGGCAAACUGGCACCUGGAGGCAACAGUCAGGACAAAUGCUGGAAUGGUAUCACUAAAGCCAGGUACCUUCCAGAAGUGAUGGGCGAUGGUUUGGCCAAUCAGAUCAACAACCCAGAAGUGGAGCUCGACAUCACAAAGCCAGACAUGACCAUCCGGCAGCAGAUCAUGCAACUCAAAAUUAUGAGCAACAGGCUGAAAAAUGCACUGGAUGGCAAUGAUGUAGACUUCCAGGAUGCAAGUGAUGACAUCAGCGGCUCUGGAAGCGGUAUGUGUGUAGGUGGCCAGUGUCCUCGUAGCAGACCAGGAUUGUAUGCCUACUCACCGGACAACAACCGAGUCAGAGGCGCGGCCGCGUUCCAAACCGGCUUCUGUAGCCUGCUGCUCCUGCUCCCGGUGACCCUUCUGCUGCUGCUUCAGCGAUGAUGGACCAGCGCCGCCUUCGGUCGAGAGUUUGAAGUCAAAGGCAGGGCUGAACCAUGGGAAGGACAAACGGGGGUUCAGCUUGAGGAAGUAAUUUUGCCAACAAAAAUAAAACCUACAAAAAAACCAUAAAAAAAUAAAUAAAGGAGACAUUUGUGGAAUGAGAAGACAUUUUCAUCGACUCAGAAGAGCAAAAACUGAUUGUAUUCUUUAUUUUACUGCGUUUACAUAUGUCUUAGCUUGCUAGCGUGUUGUUGGAAUGAGAACAGACAAACAAGGGAUGACAAAGAAGACUCUGAUGAAGAUAAUGAUGUCUAAUUGUGUCCAAUCAGCAGGCUGCAGAGGCCUGUGAAAACAUGUUCGGUGCCCUGAUAUACAAACAAGAUUUUUCUGGGUUUUUUUAAUUUAAUUUUUUGUUAUUUCACUACUUGAGUCAGAGUUGUCUACCUUAACAAACAUUGUGUACGCUAUAAAUGUUCGUGUACAUUAGCUUAAAGGCUGGCAUCAUAUCGAGUCAUGAAUGUACAGUAUAAUACUCUACUGGCGAGGAAUUCCCCGUAAUCUGUGGUGUCGUCGUCCAGAAGUCUUGGUGUCACUGCUUUAAGCGGACAGACUCAGUGGGAUUUGUUUGAAAUAUUGCAGAUAACUGAUCACAACCCUGUCAUGUAUCAGAUGUGCUGUACUGUAAACCCAACAAUUUCAAACUGGCUUUCAGAAAGAAGCUGAAACAACCACUUCUUUUUUUUUUAAAUAACAACUCAUGAUCUCUGUGAAGUGAGCAGCCUCGUUGACGCUCUUAAACUCAAGCACACACAAGCAGUUUCCUUAAGUUCUGUUUUGUAAAGACAGGAGAAUGCGCACGAUUGUUACACAUCUGUUUGCAGUAAACACACACACACGCACACAAAACUCCACAGAGAAGGUCAAAUCCAGAGAGGACCAUUUGGGGAAUGCUUGCUUGUGUUGAGGCUGAUGUACGGUCGGUCAAACCAAAGCUUAUUACACACACGUGAGAACCCUUCACCAGGUUUUAUACUCCAUACGCACCAGAAAGAAAAGAAAUGGUUUAAAGUUCCUGCAACUUUUGUACAUACAGGAUAUUUGUGAAAUAGUGUGUGCAUUAGCCUGGUGAUCAUUUACUUGGCAUGCCUGUCUUCAAGCUGCAGCACCAUACUGCUACAUAUGGAACUUCUGAUUCACGCAAAUGUGUUACGCACACACACACACACACACACAUUUUUCACUCUGUGUAUUGAGCCGGGUUUUUUUAUACAUCAGUGUAUCCAGUCACACAUUUCAUUCAUUAAACUCUGUUUGAUUGUA